GGAUCUACUAUCUGUGGUAUAUACCAUCGGAAUAGACCGGAAGCCCAAGUACAAGCUAACUGGUUCGUUGUGUGCCCCAGCCAAUGUAAAUAGUCGAAGAAACGAUCGCGACUCCUCGGUCGCGGGAAAGCCUCAGUGCCCAUUCGUCUCUUCACCAAACCAGAACAAUUUCUUCGGUACGAUUACUUUCUUACGAUUAUCCACAUAAAUUAUAAUUAAGUCUAUAAAAAUAAAAGUACUCCAGUUUUAUUUCUUCGCCGUUCAGUAAAAAGUUCAAAGUUAUUAAUAAAAAAAAAAAAAAAAAAAUACUGUUCAAUAAAAAAGUUUUUUUAUGUCGACAUUAUCAAUACGAUUAUUAUUAUCGUUAAAAACAUCGCUCGAGAUAAGUUGCCAGUCGUGUGGAGAACAAGACCGAGGUGUCUUUCAUUUUUUAACAGCCGUUUGCUCGUUUUCGAUUCAAAUUUAAAUUGUUGCCGGGCAAAUUUAAAUAUCUAAUGAAGUUUUGAUAGUUUGGAUUUUUGUGUUUAUGUUUAUGUUUAUAUUUAUGUUUAUGUAUAUAUUUAAAUAUAUAAGUACAAUUGCGGUGCAUGUAAUCAAGUGAAGAUCAAUGUCCGAGUAUUUAAAAACAUUGGAGCAAUGUCGUGUCGUAAGAAAAUCGACUCCAAAAUAUGGAUUGACUAUUGGACGAUGGAAACAGAAGUGAGAUCACUGAAACAGGAGCUAACGAGUACCCGGGAUGCUUUGAAAUCAGCGACGAAACGGUGCCGGGAGCUGGUUCGCGAAUUGGAUUCACUGCACGUGUCCCAUGACUCGGAGCGUAAUUUACGUGACCAGCAGCUCUCGAAAAUUUUACGCGCAUUGUUGAUCCUCGAGUCCCGGUUGCGGCAAGAGCAGAAAUCAAUUCGCCAGCAGCUGUGCGAAAAGGACACGGUGAUACGAAAUCAGCAGAUCGAGAUCGCGAGAUUACGUCGGUACACUAAAAAUUACAUAAAAAAUAAACGAGAGCAGGACUCUUACAUAAAUACCGAGGACGUUAACAAAAAUACCAAGGCCACUGAAACUAUUUUGUCUUCUUUUGAUGACAACACUGUCGCUAAAGACAUUCAGCAGCUCAAGCGCGAGAUAAUAAUAAAGUUGAAUAACUGCGAAGAUGAUGAUAUAAAGAACAAAGAAUUCGGUGUUAAGAAGACAGAUAGUUUUGCUGGUAGUGACGUAUCUAAAGAAAGUGUAACGAGUGAAAAUACCGACGCUUCUAUUGUUACAACAACCACCGAAGGAAGUCCAUCUCUAUUGAGCACCGAAGGUUUUUGUGAAGGUGAAAGUUCUGAUAUAUCGCCUGGUUCAACUCUAAAUAAAUCGUGCCGGCGUAUUAUCUCGGGAACAGAUCCUCAAGUCACGAUAAAUAUUUGUCAAAAUGACUUUAACUUUAAGGACAACAAUAAUGAUGAUGAUGCUGAUGAUCAAGGACUUUCCCAACGACGUCUUGGUAUCAUCAGAUCCGAGCCUUUAGAAAUAUAUGAGAAUGAAGUCACUAAAAUAUCACGUAGUGACAGCAAAGAUGACGGAAUGGACUGUAAUUUUGCUUCUGAUGAAGACGAAGCAGAGCCGAUUUACGUCAACGCUUGUGCGGGUAACGAAAAUAAAAAUAACAAAAAAAAUUUGAGGGAUGAAAGAACUAGGGGAAGUAAAAGUGAUGACAAUAGGUUUAAUAAUAACAAUAAUAGUACUAAUAAUAAUAAUAAUAUAAAUAUUAAUAAUAAUAAUGAGACGAUCGAGGAAGAAAAGUGUAUGGAAGACACCAGCGGCAACUGGUACAGCGAUCCCGACGAGGACAGAAUAACUGAGGAAGUGAUACAGAAUAAUUCUUACAGACCCAACAGCAAUCACAACUCGGUGCUUGAGUGCGUAAAUCAGAUUUUACUGAGGGACAGAGAGGAAGAAGAAAACGUGAGAUCAAUACCGAGGACUUUCAAGCAUAAGGGCCGGAUAGUUCGUUUCCAGCCGGCGAGAUUGUCGGAUAUUGAGUCUGUCGGCUCGGAAAUGGAGAGGAAGAACUCGGAAGAAGCCAUCAUGGAUAAGGAAAAUGAGCUCGGGGAUGCUGGCUCGGAAGAAGAGUACGGGAUGAGGAUUAUGAGUCCGAGUAUUAUGAGAAUUGGAAACUCUGUAGGCUCGGCGGAUUCCAAUCAUGAGGAAGAGCUGGACACGAGCACUGGCGCUAUUCCGAUAGCGAUUAUCGAACCGCAGAUUGAUAUUGACGCACAGAGUGUUAUUUCCUCGGUGUCUUCAGUCUCUCCGGAGCUUUCUGUAAAAUCGAGGUCUUCAAACAGGUCAUCGAGUCCCAUUUUGAGGCUCGAGAGGAUCGAGGAGAAGACUUGUCUGUCAAUGUCCUCAAAGGGGCUGACAAUUGCCAAGAAUUUGGACUACGAGGACAUUGAGUCGCUGCCGGAAAUAAUUUCUCCUCUGCCCAAGACUCCACCAGCUCUGCCACCUAAACCGCAGUUCAGAAAUAACACACUUGUGUUGAAAAAAAUUCCUAGUCCGUCAUUUCUCAUCGACGAAACGCGUAAGAAACAUUCCUCAGGUCUCAGCGCUCCAGGGUACGUUAAAAAAAUAUUCGGAAUUUCUACACCCAAAUCCUCUCUGUCCUCGUCUUCAAAGAGUCUCCUCUUCGACAAUGACCAUCUCAAUAAAUCAUUGACCAGAUCGCCGGGUUUGAGUUUCAUCAACAACAACAGCUUCAGAGAAGGUAUAUUUAGGUCUCCGAAAAAAGACAAACAGAAAGAUCUUUACCGAGACACACCCAAGAUCCCUCGUGUCCCGAACAUGGUGAGACAUUUCGAGGAGUUUAAAAUCGGUAGCGACAUCGACUCCCGUUGCGUCAACAAAAAAUCUAAAGACCGAUCAACGCAAUUUGAAAUUGAAGAGAUCGACAUACGUCAAAAUUUUGAAGAGUUCAAUUUAGACGAGUGCGAUUUGUCUGACGAUCCAGACCGACCCGAAGGCGACGGCUCUGAUCGGCUUGGGAACCUGACUCUCAAUAAGAACCAGGACGAUGACAUUUACAGUGUCGUUGAUAACAACAACAUACCGACGAAUAAUUCAACGUCUAGCACAAGUACGACUACAAAUUCAAACACAAAUACCAACUCUAAUUCAAAUGGCAUUUAUGAUCACUUCUUAGAAGCAACAGGACUCAGUAAUAAGUCAAUUUUAACUCCAUCACGACUGCUGAGCAAUCACAAGAGUGUGCUCAAGCCCAAGGACAUCAAGUACAAGAAUAAGAUAAAGGCCGUCAGUGAAAAGCAGCAGCAGCAGCAGAUUGUCAAUCCACUGCCAGCGGCAGGAAUUAAUAAUAAUAAUAGUCAUAGUCAUAGCAAUAGUCACAGUCAUACACACAGAGAUCAUACACAUGGCAGACACUGGACUGGGCCAUUUGUAUGAUGACUAGCAGCCUCGGUAUUCGGAAGCGGCGAUCGAUUGACUGAAAGUCCGAAAAAAACUCACGGCUCUCCGCUGCGUAAAAUUCAGGCAUGGCGCAAAGGACUCGGUCAUUGAUUCCCUUUAAAUAUAUAUAUAUAUAAAUAUAUGAAAUAUCAUUAUUAUAAUAUUAAAUAUUAUAUAUGUACAAUACAAUUAUAUCGUUUUAAUUAAACGCGUUUUAAAUUUAUUA
This is a messenger RNA of Microplitis mediator, 3670 nucleotides long. RefSeq lists its product as uncharacterized. Bases 637 to 3441 code for a protein of 934 amino acids. The record is from RefSeq and is a predicted model, not a curated record. NCBI's taxonomy places the organism in Eukaryota, Metazoa, Arthropoda, Insecta, Hymenoptera, Braconidae. The transcript has 2 exons.